Messenger RNA from Lachancea dasiensis, 2160 nucleotides. The record is from the annotation of a GenBank genome assembly. NCBI's taxonomy places the organism in Eukaryota, Fungi, Ascomycota, Saccharomycetes, Saccharomycetales, Saccharomycetaceae.
AUGCAGAAACCAUUUCAGGGGCUUACGUUUUGUCCCACCGCUUUGCCAGAAGAGGUUUCAAGAAAUUUAUCGCGCAAAAUCACAAAGCUGGGGGGAGGCUACUCAAAGGACUUGACUAAAUCCGUCAACGUGUUGAUCGUCGGAAGCGUCGCUACCAACAAAUAUCGGUUUGCCGUUCAGAAUCGGUUUGAUAUAGCCUUCCUGGCCCCAGACGCUCUGGAUUCGAUCUACGAUCUUUGGCUUACUGGUGAAGAAAUUUCCAUGGAAUCACACUCAAACUACACGCAUAUCAAGAAUGGUAAAGAUCGCAUGCUCAAAGUUUUGCAAACGAGGUACCAGUUGGGGCCACUAAAAGACUUUGUUAUAUUCAUUGGUAGAGUAAAUGACACGCGCAAUGAUCAAUUCAGCACGGACGUGCUAGACAAACUAUGUCUACAACUAGGAGUUCAUUCGUGCAACACGCGACAUUUUGUCAAAGAAGUCCACUGGAGCCGCCCAACCGUCUUUGUUACCGACCAUUCGAAAGGAGCUCGCGUUGAUGCUGCUAGGUUACAGGGCUUGCCUAUUGUACACCCCAAAUGGAUUUCAGACUGCUACAAGAGAGACGCGCUGCUGGAUUUCGCAUACUAUCUGUUGGACAAUUGUCUUGUCAGCGACUACGAAUCAAUCGGACAAGGUGCAUGCAUGUGCUGGGAGGAGAUAGAAGCACGUAGAGAUUCAUCGUCAACCUCAUUAUCAGAUGACGCUUUAGAAACGCGCCAAACUCAGCGGGCUAUUAGGGACAAAUUUGCCUCAGACGGAGAUCGACUUUGGAAUAGUGUUAUGCUGAGGAAAAGUAAGAUUGUGCCAAGCGAUGUAUCUGCGGUACCGAAAGCUGCAUCUCCGAAGGAAACACCAAAAAUUUUUGAAAAUGGGCACUUUUAUUUAUCUCGGUUCCCUGCCAAGCAGCGUGCAAUACUUGAGAAAAUCAUUUCUCAAAAUGGCGGGAAUUGCUAUGAAGUUACCACCAGCAAGGCAGAUCUUUUGCAUCCCUCUUUCCUUGUGGUUCCAAGCAGCGCUCAUGUGCGAGAAUUAACAUCAUUCGAGCAGUCAUUCUCUCACCAAGUCACAGAGUUUUUCUUCGAGAGGUGCCUACACUACAAGAAGCUACUGAAACCAGAUCCAUGGUGCUCACCCUUUCUUUCGGAAUUUCAUAUCAAGCCUUGUCCGGGGCUCUCAUCAAAAGCUGGAGGGUCAAACACUCUAAAGGUAGCCAUAACAGGAUUCCAAGGCGUGGAACUGCUACAUAUCACGAAGAUGUUAGAAGCACUAUUACCAUCGGGUUUAGAGUUGAAGCAAACCCUGAACAAAGAUACUGAUAUUCUUCUCAUAAAUCUGGGUGCCCUUAAUAGUAUUCCCGAGACACACACACUAUGGCAGAACCACCUGGCCCCUAUGUUUUUAGAGAAUCGAAAGAUCGCUCAAAACCAAAUCCACCGGAACUCUAUGAAACGUAAAAUAGACUUUAUCAAGCUGCGACAUAGCAUACCAGUCGUCACCGCUGGUUUCAUCAUCGAACUUUUCGCUCGAGGAUCCAAGUUGUGUUUGGAAAAACCCACCACAAAGAUCCAUUUCAAUGACGUCAACUGGUGCAUUUCAUGUCCAAGAGGCGAGAAAGAUGCGUUUUACCUUGAGCUUCAUAACGGAAAAGGGAUGGAAACAUAUCCUGCAGAUGGGCCUCCCUACAAUGCGGAACUCUCGAUACGGCGUACGUCCAAAGCGCAUCAGUCAGUGGGUCAUAGUCGGAAUGAGAUAAUUUCAAGACUUGAUAACAGCACCAUCCCUCAAUCCAGUUGUUCGCCUGUUGAACGAGUCAAGCGAGCAUACACCGACUCUAACGUGGGGGAAAAAGAAUUAGGCAUUCUACCGCAACCCAAAAUUCCGAGACUGGCCCCUGCCGAAACCCUCCAGCCUAUUCAAAGGUCGACCAGUUGGGGACGGAUGUUGUCAGAUCAAGCCCGUAGAGCCGAAGAUCAGCUUGAAAUAGAAUCGAACUCUGCGAUGGAAGAAGAAGAACAGGUCCACACUCAGGUGACCUAUGGAUCGCCGCAAGGUAAACCCACUUCAGCUGUGUCAGUGAGAAGGAUAACUCGUCAACAUAUGCGUGAAGUCGAUACUUAA